GUUGGCUUAGGAGACUUAAGCUGCUUCUUAAUCUCUCUAAACAAAUGGACGCUGUAAUUGUAUCUCACACAAAUACUCAUAAAAUACAACACAAAUUUCUUUCCAUAUACAUACUGCCGCUGGCGAAAUCAUCGGUGGAGGGAAGGCCGACGAAAAUCAACAUUCAUCAAAACGAGAUCAGAGACCGUGGUCUAUUCUGCUUCCAUGGUUCAAGUACUUUGGCAUUGAUUAUUAACCACACGUCUAAGAGAGAAGCUAGCAACUAUGUCCGAUUUAGGUGAAGUGAAUGAUGUCAAGAACCUGGAAUUUAAAUGGGGUAAAAAGAGAGGCACUGGUGGGAAAAAGAAAGAGGUCCAGUUUUAUGAAUCUUUUACCUAUGAUGGUAUGGAUUAUGCUCUGUAUGACUCUGUAUAUUUGCACGAGGAAGGAAAACCUUUGCCUUAUAUUGGCAAGCUUAUAAAGAUAUGGGAGAAUCCAGACAAGACAAAGAAAGUAAAAGUUCAUUGGUUUUUCCAACCUUCAGAGAUUUCGCAUUGGAUUCAAGAUAUGGAGACAAUAGAGAAUGAAAUAUUUUUGGCAUCUGGUGAAGGAGUUGGUCUAUCAAGUGUCAAUCAACUGGAAGCUAUUGCUGGCAAAUGCAAUGUUGUCUGCACUUCGAAGGACAACAGAAAUCCACAACCCUCGUUGGAAGACCUUCAGAUGGCUGACUACAUUUUCUACCGUACCUUUGAUGUCGGUCACUGUACAAUAUCGGAUGAGAUGGGUAACAAAGUUGCUGGGAUUGAAGUUAGGUUUGUGUUCAACAAAAGAAGAGUGUGUGAAAGGGUCUGUGUUACCAAACUCGAUUCGGAUAGAGAAAGAGGAUAAUAUGGAUUCUGUAGCAUAUAAUAAUAGACUGCAGCUUCCCAUGAAAAAUCCAUCUGAAGAAGUCUUUAGAACAGUGAAAUUCUGAUCAUUUAAAAUGAGUGUUUUUUUUAUUUUUAUUUUUAUUUUUUUUAAUUAACCAAUGAACAUAUUUAGUUGUUUCUUUGAGUACAUGUGGACUUUGUAUGCAGAGUAAGAAUGCGACUUCUUGAAACACAUUACUUUGCGAAAAAAAAACAUGGUUCUGUUGGUUGAAUUUAAUGACUUCUAAACCGAUAAUUCGACCCGACGUACUAAAGGUCUUUUUUUUUUUUUUUUUUUUCAACUAAUGAAUUAAUUCUUAUUUGUUAUUCAGAAUGCAUUCCAACUUGUUAUGCUUGUGUUACACAACUCUCAUUGUCACCCUGUACGUUUCUCGAAUUAAUUGAACCUUCUAUCCCAAUCAAUUUAGCAUUUUGUUGUGCAAAUUUACCAUUCCAUUGUAAUUGUGGAUAAACGAUAAUAAGCUAGCAUCUAGCAUCUAACCAAUAUAUAAAUUUUCCCAAAAGAGCUCGCUCAAUCACUAGAGAAAAAAAAUAAAUAAAUAAGGGGCCCCACAACAGGUGCGGUCAUGUCAUUAAUAUACCAGGUAAUCAAAUACUAUAACAUAUUAUUUACUAUUAUGUAGGUCGUUAUUAACAAUUUUAUUAGUAGAUUCAUACAAUUAAAUAUAUAACAUAUUAUUUAGUUAUUAAUACUUUUAUAAGUAGGUGGGCCAAUAUUUUUUAAAAAUAGUUCAUUGUUAUUGAAUGAGUAUAAAUAUGCACUUAAUAUUUAUUCUAUAUUUUAAUACACACCCAAUAUUUAUUCUAUAUUUUCAUGAAUAACCUUUUCUUCUUGCAAUAAGAGUAGCUCUCCAUAUUUAAUUGUUAAAUUAAAAAAUGUUAAAUGAUCUACAGUAUUUGAUUCACACGUCUCAACAAAUUGUGUCUUUUUAUUAACAAAAAAAAAAAGAAAAAAGAAAAAGAAAGUACAAUUCACACAUAUUUAAUUAUCUCACGUAGUUGUGACAAGGAUCUUGCGUGAACAUGUGAUGAAAAUGACAAACAUUUGACUAGUGCGGUGAAUGCGAUAUAAAAACAAUACCAGGCGCCGAAACGCUAAAAGGCGGUGCGUGAGGCGGUUAUAUCUGAUUGGUACGUAAAGCGGUUAUUUCUCUACUGGCCCAUGUCCAUCUUCCUCUAUUCAUAGUUUAAUGUCCACAUUUCUUCCACAGCAUUUAUAACAAACAACACAAAUUGUACACUUUUAAUUUUGUCUCGAGUCUCCCGCUCUCAUCCAUACCCUGCAAGGCGCCUAUACACACUGCCGCUGGCGACUUCCACGGCGAAAUCAUCGGUGCAGGAAGGCCGACGCAAUCUCCGGCGGAAAUCACCGAACAAAUCAACCAUCACCGAAGUGACAUGUUACUGUGCCCUAUUUGCUUCACGGAUUCGUGGCAGAAGAAUCAAGGGGAAACUGUUCAAGCACUUUGGCACUGAUUAUUAACCACGUGGCCAACAGAGAAGCUUGCAACUAUGUCUGAUUUAGGUGAAGUGAAUAAUGUCAAGAACCUGGAAUUUAAAUGGGGUAAAAAGAGAGGAGUUGGCGGGAACAAGAAAGGGGUCCAGUUUUAUGAAUCAUUUACCUAUGAUGGCAUGGAGUACACUCUGCUUGAUUGUGUAUUUGUUCACAAGGAAGGGCGAGCUUUGCCUUAUAUUGGUAAGCUUAUAAGGAUAUGGGAGAAUCCGGACAAGACAAAGAAAGUAAAAGUUCAUUGGUUUUUCCGCCCAUUAGAGAUUUUGCAUUGGCUUCGAGAUAACAAGACACUUGAGAAUGAAAUAUUUUUGGCAUCUGGUGAAGGAGUUUGUGUAGCAAGUGUCACUCACCUGGAAGCUAUUGCUGGCAAAUGCAAUGUUGUCUGCACUUCAAAGGACAGUAGAAAUCUCCAACCCUUGGUCGAGGAACUUCAGAUGGCUGACUACAUAUUCUAUCGUACCUUUGAUGUUGGUCACUAUACAAUAUCGGAUAAGAUGGGUGACAAAGUUGCUGGGAUGGAAGUUAAGUUUAUAUUUAACAGAAAAGAGUGUGAAAGGGUCAGCAGUGUUCCCAAACUCGAGUCUGAUGAGAAAGGGGAUAAUAUGGAUACUGUAGCAUAUAAUAAACGACUGCAGCUUUGCAAGAAAAAUCUGUCUGAAGACUUUAGAGCAGGUAAAACAGAGGGAAAUUCUAAUCAUUUGGAAGCAAAAGAAGAUGAAGUUCUGAAACAUUCAUCGGUUCGGGAAUUUUUGGCGGGAGAAAAGCUCGCUUCUGGUGCUGGUUUGGGUUCCAAUGAUCUGGCUAUCAACAGCGGUGAGGGGUCUAGUGCAUUAGAUGACAAAACCAAAACAAGGUGCAUGGUUGAUGAUGAUAAGGAAGAUGUCAAAAAAGUGAUUGUCAUUCCUGUCAAUCAGGUUGCUAUCAAAGAGAGUGUACAGUCUUACAAGGACUCUGAUACUUUGGACAAUAAGCCUUCUAAGAAAGCAAGGGUUAAUAGUUCUGUUAAAUUAUCUGAGGACAAGAAUAUGAAUAGUGAUAAGAAGUUAACUAUCCAUGGGAAUGCCGUGAAGUCUUUGGCGCCCACUGUUACUUCUGCUGAUAGAAAAGCAAGAUCUGGACUUGGUAAGGAUACUUUUGGGCUGGGCAAAGAAGUAAAAUCUGCAAGGGAUUUUGGUGAUUUGGAAGAUAGGCCGCCUAAGAAAGUGAAGGUUGAUAUUUCUGCUAAAUUAUCCACGGACAAAAACAGAAAUAAUGUUCAAAGUUCGAGCAACAAUUUUAAGGGAACUUUGAAGGAUAAAGUGUCAACUGUCACUAAUUAUAAAGAAAAAGCAAAAUCUAGAAUUGUUAAGGAUUUUAUUGCGUUCGACAAGGGUCUCCCUGAGAAGCAGCUUGAUGAGAGGAUAUCGAAGCUUUCUAACAGCAAGUUUCUAACGGCAUCUGCUAGAGUCUUUCUAGAUGAGGAGAAAACUGAAGGCGAGGGAUUUGAAGUCAACCGUAGACCAGAUGUUGAUAAAAGCAAAUGGUUUAGGGCUCUUCCUUUUGAGGAAAGAAUGAAGAAUGCUCAUGAGCAAGGUACACUUGUAUUGCUUCGAAAUGUGGAUCCAGAAUAUACCUCUGCAGAAGUUGAGGAUAUUAUUUGGCAUGGCUUUAAGGAAAAUUGCACAGCAAAGAUGAUCCAGCACGCAACACUUUCUAGCCCACAUUCUGGGCAAGCUCUUGUUAUUUUCAAAACGAGGGAAGCAGCAGAGAGGGCCACUAGAAAAUUGGACAAGGGAUGCCUAAUGCUAUCAGAUGGGAGGCCUCUUGUUGGAAGCGUUGCAACUCCUAGCUUUCCGGGAAAGCAGUCAACAUUUUUUGGCCAUUUGUUUAUUGAUAAGAUUAAAUUCCAAAUGCAAAGUGAGAUGAAACAAGCUGUUUCUACUUCACAUUGUUCCCAGCCUAACACGAUUGAAUAUGAGAUGGCCAUGGAAUGGUGCCUCCUACAAGAAAGGUCAGAGAGCUCGUGGAAGAGAUUGUACAAGCAACAAGGGGAGGAAUUGAGAAAGCUCAAGGCCAAUCUCAAGUCGAAAUAAGUGCCAGGAUGUACAUUCCACUCUUCACUUGCCAGCAUCUUGCUAAGAACCGUACCAUGUUUUUGAACUUUUGGUUGCCAUACUUCUGUACAGGAUCUCUAUGUUUUUCCUUUGAAGCGAUGGCCUUCUUCCUCCUGCGUCACACCCAAAAUUAUGGAUGCUUUUUGUUCAUAGUUAUCUCGAGAAAGUAAAUGAGAGCUCUCCUUUUUGAUUAUAUAUACAUCGAUGGAAACGUAAAACAAAAAUGGAGGCAAAGUCCCCCCAUCAUGUGGGAAGAAAGCAAAAGUUUUGUUGUUCAUAUGUAGUGUGUUACAUUAUGCAUGUUUGAUGUUCCGUCGUGGAUCUUAUGUAAAUCUUUUUCUUUUUGGUCUAUAAUUUCUUGAUGUUUUGGAUGA
Molecule: messenger RNA, 4888 nt
Organism: Cornus florida
Lineage: Eukaryota; Viridiplantae; Streptophyta; Magnoliopsida; Cornales; Cornaceae
Product: protein ANTI-SILENCING 1-like
Exons: 15
Coding region: 2421-4493 (690 amino acids)
Molecular function (GO): RNA binding; chromatin binding
Source: RefSeq, a predicted model, not a curated record